Stylophora pistillata is the source of this 714-nucleotide messenger RNA. Its product is annotated as putative glutamine amidotransferase-like protein RP404. The record is from RefSeq and is a predicted model, not a curated record. Lineage: Eukaryota; Metazoa; Cnidaria; Anthozoa; Scleractinia; Pocilloporidae.
AUGAUGAAAAAACCACUAAUCGGUGUUACUUUAGACCAUGAAACAACAGAGUGCUAUUCUAAGUUUCCUUGGUAUGCGCUUCGAACGCAUUAUAUGGAUAGCAUCCUUCAAAAAGGAGGGCUUCCUGUUGCAAUUCCCUAUGGAACAAACGGGUAUGCAGAGCUUUAUGCAGAAUCUCUGGAGGGCUUAAUCAUUACAGGAGGAGACUUUGGUAUUGACCCGAAGCUUUAUGGCGCGACAGAAAUCCACCCUCGCGUUUCAAUAAAGCCGGAGCGUACCGAAUUUGAAAUGGCCCUUUUUAGAGCUUUUUUUGAGAAGAAAAAGCCAAUUUUGGGGAUUUGCGGGGGAAUUCAAUUGAUUAAUGUGGCUUUUGGAGGAACUCUUUACCAACAUUUACCAGAUGAAUAUUCAUCAAAUAUAUUACAUGAGAAACCGAAUCCUCGAGAUGAACCAGGAUAUAAUAUUCGAAUUGAGGAGGGAACAAAGCUGCAUCAAAUUGUUCAAGUCAAUCAAGCACAGGUGAAUAGUUCCCAUCAUCAAUCGAUUAAAGAAAUAGGAGCAGAUUUGCGUGCAAAUUCUUUUGCUCCAGAUGGCCUUUUAGAAGGCCUUGAGCACAAAACACAUCCUUUUUGCUUAGGGGUGCAAUGGCAUCCAGAAAUGUUUGUGGAUCCUGUAGACCAUUCGAUUAUUCGAGCAUUUGUACAAGCGUGUUAA